AAUGUCGCGAUUAGUGACGUCACUAUUUAGAAAUGGUCUUCAUAAACAAACGGGAAAUCGCGUUCGUCGCGUUUGCGUGUAUAAAUACAAACCAGUAACCCCGGGUGUAAGUUUAUGGGUAAGGACCUUCUCGGGUCUCCCUGACGUAGAUUAUACGCCUGCAUACGUCAUCAGUGAUGACGAUUUCGUCGCCGCACUCAAGAAAGAUGAUUACGUCAUCAUUGACGUAAGAACCCCUAAGGAAAUCGAAGAAGGGAAAAUAUCUUCGAAAGUUUGGCUGAAUAUUCCGUACGAUGAAGUAGCUGGUGCUUUAAAUCUGCCAGAUGACAAGUUUAAGUUGAAAUUCGGGAUAAAUAAGCCGGGAAAAAAUGACAAGAUGGCUUUCUAUUGUUUGGGGGGGAUGAGGAGCACAGCUGCGUUGUAUUCCGCACAAGAACUUGGGUUUAAACGAUGUAAACAUUUUCCUGGGGGUUGGGAGCAAUGGCUGGAGUGGGGGAAAGUGUAAUGUCAUAAUGUUUGGUAUGAUGUCAUAAUAAUCAUAGUGGUUCUUUUAUAAAACUACAAUUGCAAGUACAUUGGGUACAUUUACCAAAAACGCUCACAAACUGUGUAUUAAUAAUUGUUUGAGAUCAGAGAACUAAAGUUGGUUGUAUUUCUAAUGAUCCUGGUCACUCUUCUGGUUAAAAUGCCCAAGCUAUCAUUGUUUAUUUGGGAUCAUCAUCAUAUUAGUGCUUCACUUGUUGGUUGCAGUUUCAUAAUUUAUUUAAUUAUAUUUUCUUCAAAUUUAUAUUUUAUGCAAUCCAUCGUAACAUUGUGAUAUUCCCGUCCAAGUUAUUCCCUCAAUCGUAAUAUGUGAAAUUAAUUUUCC
Molecule: messenger RNA, 868 nt
Organism: Ciona intestinalis (vase tunicate)
Lineage: Eukaryota; Metazoa; Chordata; Ascidiacea; Phlebobranchia; Cionidae
Product: thiosulfate sulfurtransferase/rhodanese-like domain-containing protein 3
Source: RefSeq, a predicted model, not a curated record